Gastrolobium bilobum is the source of this 727-nucleotide messenger RNA. RefSeq lists its product as uncharacterized. The transcript is spliced from 4 exons. The record is from RefSeq and is a predicted model, not a curated record. NCBI's taxonomy places the organism in Eukaryota, Viridiplantae, Streptophyta, Magnoliopsida, Fabales, Fabaceae. Bases 11 to 724 code for a protein of 237 amino acids.
AAAGUGAAGGAUGUUGCGGACACCAAAGCAUGCGACCGAGAUAGUGGUAUUGCAAUUACUUGUGUUGCAGUUUUUAGUUUUCUUCACAGCUGAUGCAGAUUACAUACCACCUUCAAGAUUGACCGGGUUCCCGUACAAGAAUUGGUCCUUCGAUUUCGACACGAUUUUGAUCGAAGCGUUUUAUGAUCCAUUGUGCCCCGACAGCAGGGAUUCGUGGCCGCCACUCAAACAAGCUCUUCACCACUACGGUUUUAGAGUUUCGCUUGUCGUUCACCUCCUCCCUUUACCUUACCAUGACAAUGCUUUUGUUGCAUCUCGUGCUCUGCACAUUGUGAACACAUUGAAUACAUCUGCAACAUUCCCCUUGCUGGAGUGGUUCUUCGAGCAUCAGGAGAAAUUCUAUAAUGCUCAAACACGGAACUUAUCCAGGGCUUCUAUCGUAGAGGAGAUAAUAAAGUCUGCAGCAAAAGUAGUUGGGAGCUCUUAUUGUAAUGCCGUAAAUGAUGGCUUCAGUGACAGAAAAACUGAUCUUCAAACCAGGGUUUCUUUUAAGUAUGCUGCUCUGAGAGGGGUGUAUGGAACGCCUUUUUUCUAUGUCAACGGAUUCUUAUUGCCUGAUACUGGAGCUACUGUUGACUACAACACAUGGAGGAAGGUCAUUGACCCUUUGAUCGGUGCCCAUAAGAGCAUAAAAAAAGAGGAAUCCCCUCACUUCCUCUUGUGAAAA